Molecule: messenger RNA, 1311 nt
Organism: Nothobranchius furzeri (turquoise killifish)
Lineage: Eukaryota; Metazoa; Chordata; Actinopteri; Cyprinodontiformes; Nothobranchiidae
Product: PWWP domain-containing DNA repair factor 3B-like
Source: RefSeq, a predicted model, not a curated record
AAUCGAUUGAAGUUCAUACACCAACUGGUUUGGUCUAUAUUUAAUCCAGAGAUUAAUAUUUAAUUUAAGAGAUUUAAAUUAAUAGCAAAUCUAAAGAGAUCGUCCAAUGACCAAAUAUACACCACUCUGUGUUUUAUUCAAAGAAGAGUCAGGUUUAAAAAAAAGUUAAGAAUUUAUUACUAACAAUUUAAAGAUGACAAUUUAAAAGACAAUUCAUAAAUGACAAUUUAUAAAAGCUUUGGUAUUAAAACUUGGUAUUAAAGCAAUCUGUGUCUGGAUGAAACAAAAAAUGAAGUGUGUGUGUUUGGAUGUGUGAAUGUAGGUCUCCGAAGGUUUUUUUAUAUUUGAGAGAGAAAAACGCGUUCUGGGUGGUAGAAUUUGGUUUGCAGCUUAUUUUUUUAAUACUCAUUACCCUAGAUCAUUUAUGUCCUGGAUGUGACAAGACCUGGAAGUGAGCUCAUCAUCAAAGACGGACCAGCUUGCCUUUCCAGAAGUGACAUCUUGACCCUUGGACUUCAGAGAGACAUGGAUGCAAUGAUAGGGAAUGCAUGUCUCAGGAUAGUCCGGGAGAUGGCAAAAAUGCAGGGACGGGGUGUUUUUAUCGCUGACCUGCAUGUGACACGAACGUGGCUACCUCCCACCAACUGCGACCCCCCGCUCCAUUUCCCAAAAGAUGCCAUCAUCAUCCUACUAUGGAUUCUAGGGCAUUUUCUGCUGAGUCUUUCCACCCAGAGAGCAGCUGAAGACCAAAGAAGAGUCAGCAGUGAUCUUGUAUCAUUUAUCACUCAGGAUAAAGGCCUACUGCUACAUCUGGAAGCGAUCAUCGCAGGAAAAGUGUCAUCCACCUGGGCUUCAUCAAAGGGCAGGGUGAACAUUUUCUUUGAGGAGGAUGAGCAGUUGGACAAAGUGAUGGGCUUCUUGACAAGCCUGGUUGAAGCACAGACAACCAGAUGUCACAAUCAAGUGGCAUUCACUAUGGAUGUGCUUCUGCCAGAGGCAACCAUCCAUGCGCUUUCAGCUGUCCAUAAAUGUUGACUGGACAAAUCCACAGAAAUGUACAGCAAUGGGCUGCAGUAUGACUGGAGUGAGAGGCAGCUGAUGUCCUAUGCCAUGGAAAAAAAACAUGAGCAAGGAGGCAAAACAAAAACUGCUCAUAUACACGGACAAACUCAGAAAAGCUCUGAACUCAUCUGAAUUUUUGAAGAGGCUGUAGUAUUAUGUUGACAUUUUUUCUUUUUUUUUUGGAAGGUAUUUGUAAGGCCAAUAAAAGCUGUUGCUGGUUGUUUCAGUUGUCUGAACUUUUUUCUAAAG